Molecule: messenger RNA, 2549 nt
Organism: Nicotiana tabacum (common tobacco)
Lineage: Eukaryota; Viridiplantae; Streptophyta; Magnoliopsida; Solanales; Solanaceae
Product: BTB/POZ domain and ankyrin repeat-containing protein NPR1-like
Biological process (GO): defense response to bacterium; regulation of salicylic acid mediated signaling pathway; systemic acquired resistance, salicylic acid mediated signaling pathway
Cellular component (GO): nucleus
Molecular function (GO): protein binding
Source: RefSeq, a predicted model, not a curated record
UAACUUUGCGUUAUUUUCUUACGAAACUUCCCUGAGACACGUGGGUCCAAUUCGCUGUCUCCUCAAAGCAACCAGAGACAAUGUUUCUUGAAUUCUAAUCCUUUAAUCUUUUUUGGUUGCACUUCGGAUCUAGCUCAAAAAAAUACAGUAUUUUCGCUCUGUAAUUACAAAUUUUCUCGUUUUUAAGCUGAAGUGAAUGUUAUCCCAAUUGGGUUAGUUGUGAUCAAGCAGUUGAAGAUUUUUGUUGCAAAAUUUGCCAGUUAUCCUGACUUUAAUGUGAAGUUGGUAAAUUUUUCAUUUGGGUAAGUUGUGAUCAAGCAGUUGAAGAUUUGCACUUUGUAUUUUUACUGUGAAAUUGCAGUUUUGUUGUUUAUAGAUGGGGUGGAAUUGUUAAUUUCUUUCUAAAGUUUUAAAGGGUUGAUUUGGUUAUACCUGUAAUAGGGAGAAUAUGAGUUGUAGUUUGGAAUUUGCUUCUUUUCUUGGUCAGCAUAGUUGAAUGUUAUGAGAAAACUUAUGGAAAGUUUUGGUCCAACUUUUGUCCUUUGAGAGGAAUUUGUUGUAUUGGUGAUUGAUUAAAAUUUUUAGAUUUUCUGGACUUUGACUAUCUUAGACGUAGAUAAAUUUUGUAUAUGUUUUUAGACCAUUAGAAUUGGGAAAUGGAUUGUUCUGCUGAACCAUCAUCAUCUAUAAGCUUUACUUCAUCUUCCAUUACAUCGAAUGGGUCGAUUGGCGUUGGCCAAAACACACAUGCUUAUGAUGGCUCUGAGACAGGGACUAGUUACGAAAUCAUCAGCUUGAGUAAACUCAGUAACAAUUUAGAACAACUCUUGUCAGAUUCCAGCACUGAUUUUAGUGAUGCUGAGAUUGUUGUUGAGGGAGUUUCGCUUGGUGUUCACCGUUGUAUAUUAGCUGCCAGGAGUAAAUUUUUUCAGGAUCUUUUUAGGAAAGAGAAGGGAAGUUGUGGAAAGGAAGGUAAACCAAGAUAUUCUAUGACCGAUAUUUUGCCUUAUGGUAAGGUUGGAUAUGAGGCUUUCCUUACUUUCUUAAGCUAUUUGUACUCGGGAAAGUUGAAGCAUUUCCCUCCGGAGGUAUCAACAUGUACGGACACUAUAUGUGCUCAUGACUCUUGCAGACCAGCAAUUAGUUUUAGUGUGGAGUUGAUGUAUGCCUCUUCCGUGUUUCAGGUUCCAGAGCUAGUGUCACUUUUCCUGCGACGCCUUAUCAAUUUUGUUGGAAAGGCUCUUGUGGAAGAUGUUAUCCCAAUACUUAGAGUUGCUUUUCAUUGCCAAUUGAGCGAGCUUCUCACUCAUUGCGUUGAUAGAGUAGCACGAUCAGAUCUUGAAAUCAUAUGCAUUGAGAAAGAGGUUCCUUUUGAAGUUGCAGAGAGUAUUAAAUUAUUGCGGCCGAAAUGUCAGGUUGAUGAAAGUAAGGUUCUACCUGUGGAUCCCUUGCAUGAAAAGAGAAAAAAUAGGAUAUACAAGGCAUUAGAUUCGGAUGAUGUUGAACUGGUCAAGCUUCUACUCAACGAGUCUGAGAUAAGCUUAGAUGAAGCCUACGCUCUUCAUUAUGCUGUUGCAUAUUGUGAUCCCAAGGUUGUGACUGAGGUUCUUGGACUGGGUGUUGCUGAUGUCAAUCUACGUAAUACUCGCGGUUACACUGUGCUUCACAUUGCUGCCAUGCGUAAGGAGCCAGCAAUAAUUGUAUCGCUUUUGACUAAGGGAGCUCAUGUGUCAGAGAUUACAUUGGAUGGGCAAAGUGCUGUUAGUAUCUGUAGGAGGCUAACUAGGCCUAAGGAGUACCAUGCAAAAACAGAACAAGGCCAGGAAGCAAACAAAGAUCGGGUAUGUAUUGAUGUUUUGGAGAGAGAGAUGCGUCGCAACCCAAUGGCUGGAGAUGCAUUGCUUUCUUCCCAAAUGUUGGCCGAUGAUCUGCACAUGAAACUGCACUACCUGGAAAAUAGAGUGGCAUUUGCACGAUUACUGUUCCCUCUUGAAGCCAGACUAGCCAUGCAAAUUGCGAAUGCUGAGACAGCAGCUGAAUUCGCGGGCCGUUUGGCAUCUAAAAGUUCAUCUGGAAACUUGAGGGAGGUUGAUUUGAAUGAGACACCCAUAAAGCAGAAAGAAAGACUUCUUUCAAGGAUGCAAGCCCUCUCGAAGACAGUUGAGCUUGGCAAGCGCUACUUUCCGCAUUGCUCCCAAGUUCUGGAUAAGUUUAUGGAGGAUGACUUACCCGACUUAAUUUUCCUUGAGAUGGGCACUCCAGAGGAGCAAAAGAUCAAGAGGAAGCGAUUUAAGGAGCUCAAAGAUGACGUUCAACGGGCAUUUAACAAAGACAAGGCUGAACUUCAUAGCUCUGGCUUGUCCUCCUUUUCCUCUUGUGUCAAACGUAGGAAACUAUGAGUAACGGUUUUGUCCUAUAAGUUCUCUUACUUCUCUACCAUCUCAGUUUUGGAUGUAAGAUUAAUAGAUUUCAAAAGACUUAUCUUGUAUAACCUUCAUUAGAGUGCCUGCUCUGUCACUAUCCAUUUCCUAAUUCAGCUUGUUAAACUA